AUGUUUGUGGAGACCUUGGUCCAGUGGUGGCUGUGCAGGGUCAUCUUUUACAUUCUGGCAGCAAGUGUGGUGCUUGCUGCUGACACCUCAUGGCCUUGCCCGCUGUGCUGCCGGUGCAACUCUGAGGUGCUUGAGGUGAACUGUUCUAGGUGCCAGUUCCCCAAGGUACCAGAUGGACUCUCGACAGACAGCCAGCUUCUGAAUCUCACCUAUAACAAAAUAAAAACCUUGGAACGUCAGCAGUUUUCCAGUCUAACCCAACUUUGGGACUUGGAUUUAAGUGACAACAUUCUGAACAUGAUCGAGGCGGAAGCCUUCUUGGGUUUGCAAAACCUGCUAACGUUGCGCAUCGCUCGUAAUCGUCUCAAGAUAAUCCCUGUCGGGGUGUUCUCUGGCCUGACCAGACUGAGGCUCCUGGACGUCAGUCAAAAUGAGAUUCUGGUUUUGCUUGAUUUCACGUUCCGUGACUUGGCAGCCCUGCAGAGGAUAGAGGCGGGAGAAAAUGACUUGGUCUAUGUCUCGCAGAGAGCAUUUACAGGCCUGUCCAGUCUACAAGAGCUUCACCUCGACCACUGCAAUCUGACCUCUGUGCCAACAGAGGCUCUGGCGCAACUAAGUGGACUGACACGCUUGCGGUUCCGUCAUCUUGGUCUCACGACUUUGCCAAAUAAUUCUUUCCGAUGCCUUGGGCGUCUUAGGGAACUCAUCGUGUCACACUGCCCCUGGUUGGAAACCCUGGCGGAAAACAGUCUCUUUGGCUUAAACCUGACAUCUCUGACUGUCUGCCACUGUAACCUCAGCACUAUGCCCUACACUCCACUGCAUCACCUGGUCUACCUUCGCUAUCUUGACCUUUCGUUUAAUCCAAUCACGUACAUUCAGGGCAACCGCCUCAGAGAGCUGCUACGACUGGAGGAGCUCCAUCUGGUGGGCGGAGGACUGCUGCGCAUCGAGCCUGGAGCUUUCCGUGGCCUGGAACGCUUUCGUUUGCUCAAUGUGUCUGGAAACCUUCUAGCUACACUCGAGGAGAAGGCUUUCCAUUCCGUCGUUAACUUGGAAACCCUGCGUAUAGACGGGAACCCACUGGCGUGUGACUGCCGGUUGUUAUGGGUGGUGCACAGGCGCCUGUAUCUGGACUUUGGCGGGCGUCCGCCAGUCUGCACCGCCCCGGUCCAGGUGCAGGGCCGGGUUUUCCGUGACUUCUCUGAAGCUGAGCUCCCGGGUUUGUUCACCUGCCGUCAAGCAAGAAUUUUAAACCGAAAACCUCAACAAGUACGGAUCGAUGAGGGACAUACAGUCUUGUUUUACUGCAGUGCUGAUGGUGACCCCAAGCCUUCGAUCAUCUGGCUGAGUCCACAGCGCAUACCUCUGUCGCCCACGGGGAGGGUACAUGUUUUACCCAACAAUUCGUUGGAGGUUCGCUACGCCCAGGUGCAAGACAGCGGCGCAUACCGGUGUGUAGCGUCCAACGCUGCAGGGAACGACAGCAUCGCCGUAGGCCUUCAAGUGUGGGGAUUUUCCCAGAACCACUCCAGAAGGAUUCACCCGGCGUUGUCUUACCCUGCCGGCAACGGGUCAUCUCACGCACAUCAACCUUUUCCGUUUGAUGCCAAAACACUGGUGAUCGCGGUGACCUUGGGAUUUCUGUCCUUCAUUGGCUCUGUUGUUAUAUGUUUCGUUUUCAUGUUUUUCUGGAGCCAGGGGAAAGGUCAGAUCAAACACACAGCCACAAUUGACUUUGUGCCACGAAGCACCAUUGCAGGUCACGGUAGUGGAAACCGCGUGGAAUCUGGCAGAUUCACAAUGAAACUGAUUUAA
Messenger RNA from Hypomesus transpacificus, 1818 nucleotides. RefSeq names its product leucine-rich repeat and immunoglobulin-like domain-containing nogo receptor-interacting protein 1. NCBI's taxonomy places the organism in Eukaryota, Metazoa, Chordata, Actinopteri, Osmeriformes, Osmeridae. The coding region runs from base 1 to 1818 and encodes 605 amino acids. Gene Ontology annotation, molecular function: protein binding. The transcript has a single exon. The record is from RefSeq and is a predicted model, not a curated record.